CUACCGGCUUUGCUACCGCCCUCUCCAAGGCGGGCGGCUUGAUGCCCUCCAUGCUCAGGCUGUAAAGGACCCUACAGCUGUAGAAAGAGCAAAUUUACUGAACAUGGCUAAAUUGAGUAUCAAAGGACUCAUUGAAUCAGCUUUGAGCUUUGGCCGCACUCUGGAUUCAGACUACCCACCUUUGCAGCAGUUCUUUGUUGUCAUGGAGCACUGCCUGAAGCAUGGCCUUAAAGUAAGAAAAUCCUUUCUAAGUUACAAUAAAACCAUUUGGGGUCCUCUGGAACUUGUGGAGAAAUUAUAUCCAGAAGCUGAGGAAAUAGCAGCAAGUGUCAGAGAUUUGCCUGGCCUUAAAACACCACUGGGCCGUGCCCGGGCCUGGUUACGGUUAGCACUAAUGCAGAAGAAAAUGGCUGACUAUCUUCGCUGUUUAAUCAUUCAGAGAGAUCUUCUAAGUGAAUUUUAUGAGUAUCAUGCACUAAUGAUGGAGGAAGAAGGAGCAGUUAUUGUUGGGCUAUUAGUUGGGUUAAAUGUCAUAGAUGCUAACCUGUGUGUGAAGGGAGAAGACCUAGAUUCACAAGUUGGGGUGAUCGACUUCUCUAUGUAUUUAAAGAGUGAUGAUGACAUUGGGGGUAAGGAAAGAAAUGUACAGAUUGCUGCAAUUUUGGACCAAAAGAAUUAUGUUGAAGAACUAAACAGACAACUGAAUAGCACAGUUAGCAGUCUACAUGCAAGAGUUGAUUCACUAGAGAAAUCAAACACUAAACUAAUCGAAGAGUUAGCGAUAGCCAAAAACAAUAUAAUUAAACUUCAGGAAGAAAACCAUCAAUUAAGGAGUGAAAAUACUCUUAUUUUAAUGAAAACACAGCAUCAUCUAGAGGCAACUAAAGUGGAUGUUGAAGCAGAACUUCAGACAUACAAACACUCCAGGCAGGGUUUAGAUGAAAUGUACAAUGAAGCACGUAGACAGCUUCGAGAAGAAUCACAACUUCGACAAGAUAUGGAGAAUGAGCUAGUGGUUCAAGUUAGUAUGAAACAUGAGAUAGAACUUGCCAUGAAGUUGCUGGAGAAGGACAUCCAUGAGAAGCAGGAUACCCUCAUAGGCCUUCGACAGCAGCUUGAAGAAGUUAAAGCGAUUAACAUGGAAAUGUACCAAAAGCUGCAGGUUUCUGAAGAUGCUAUGAAAGAAAAGAAUGAAAUAAUUGGUCGAUUAGAGGAUAAGACCAAUCAAAUUAAUGCAACUAUGAAACAACUAGAACAAAGAUUGCAGCAAGCAGAGAAGGCUCAAAUGGAGGCUGAGGCCGAGGAUGAGAAACUUAAACAGGAAUAUGUGAAUAAAUCUGAAAGUCUGCAGAAAGAAUUCUCCCAGAAGGAGAAACAGCUGCUUCAGCUGGAAACAGAUUUGAAGAUAGAAAAAGAGUGGCGGCAAACCUUAGAGGAUGAUCUUCAAAAGGAAAAGGAAACUGUAUCUCAUCUGAGAAUAGAGACCCAAGAAAUAAUUAACCUUAAAAAAGAGUUCCUUAAACUUCAGGAAAAGAACAAGCAACUAAAGAGGAUAUGUCAAGACCAAGAAGCUGCUCUCCAAGAACUGGCAUCCAAGCUGAGCGAAUCAAAGCUGAAAAUAGAAGAUAUAAAAGAAGCAAACAAAGCAUUGCAGGGCCAGGUUUGGUUGAAGGACAAAGACGCUACACAUUGCAAGUUAUGUGAAAAGGAAUUUUCUCUCUCCAAAAGGAAGCAUCAUUGUAGAAACUGUGGUGAGAUCUUCUGUAAUGCCUGUUCUGACAAUGAACUGCCUCUGCCUUCUUCACCAAAGCCUGUUCGGGUCUGUGAUUCCUGCCACGCAAUACUUAUACAGAGGUGCUCUUCUAAUGUGCCAUAAGAUUGUUUUACAAGAUAUUUGUUACCUUUGGGUAUUUAGCUAAUCCUGUAAAAAGAAAUACCAACUAAAGAAUGUACAGCAGUAUUUCCAGAAUUUCAGGUAAGCAGUUUAGAGUUGCAUUUUCAAGGUACCAUGGAGGAGUUACUUGUCUGCUUCCUGUUGAAACAAAUAGAGAAAAUGGGACCCAAACGUAGAAGAUGCGCGUGUUAAAAAUACAGAUGACAAUGUUAGUCUAACAAAUGGCUGAGAAGCUCUUUUGGAGGAAGCAGGGCAGUUUAUAGAGGAUGCUCAGUGCUAACGUAUUUGAUGAGUAUCUUAGUCGUUAUGAUGAUCUCGAAAAAGGUAAUACACUUACCUGUUUUUACAGGCUAGUCUGCAACAAGUCCAACCUAGUUCUGCUGCAGAAUGUGCCUGUGAUACGCUGUUGUGAAGGAAAGUUGUGCAGUAGCUGGUUUUAAAUGGUAUUUAAAAAACAGUAAUGCAAUUAAUGCAGCGGUCCGAUAAGUUAUUGCCAAAUACCGUAUUUGUUUACUUCCCCUCAAUUGUCAAGAUUUGAUACAUCCAAGAAUAUUGCACUGACAGCUCUGUUCUUUGUAGUCACAGGUGUAAGGGGAGAUUUUGUCAGGCAGGUAACAGAGUGCCUCUAGGCACUUGAUGAAGGAAGGUGCAUUUUGCUGAGUUGUUUUUUAAAAUUAACUAUUAAUUUGACAUAUCUGUGUUUCCAUUAAAAGAGAGACGUCCAUCACAAAAUUUUUGCCUGACAUUGCCUGUAACCUUGAACAAAUAUCUUUGCAUUAUUUUCAUGUAAGUCACGCUUUCAAGCUUGUACAUGUAGUUGCUGUAUAGCUCUAGAAGCAGAGUGAAUGUGCCACCAAGAAAGACUAGGAUUAAAUACUGGGGGCCACGUCCUUUCUGUGUUGGACAGGAAGGUUCUUCCUUAUUUUGUCAUCAUCUUUCUCGAACUUUCAGGGUUUGUUCCUAAACUUCAUUUUUUUUCCAGAGCACUUUUGAGUACAGCUAGGUCUGACCACUCUUCACACUGAUGGUAACUUCUGCUGGAACGUAAAUCCUUAUUCUUCCCAUAGGCAAAUACAAAUACAUCCUUUGAUAAAUUGUCCUCACGUCCAUGUCACUGCACUAGAGCCAAUCUACCCUCUUCCCUUUAGCUGCUCAGGCGAUGGGGUCCAGCCGUGCAAUCUCCACGCUCCUGUCAGCACUGACGAGCCAUCAGCAGAAUUAGCGGCCCGGUAGUUCCUUCAGCCAAGGGCUUGGAAUAUUCUUACUAACAGGAAAAGGGAGGCUUUGAAACAGGUCUUUUAAUUGUUCUUGCACUUUGUUUAGCUUAGCUUUGUCUUUUGAGGAUAGGUAUUUCGUUAAUAUUCUAAAAGCUAAUACAGCUGUUCUUUUUAACACCUCAGUGGAGUUGCUUAUGUAGCUUUUGUAAAGGAAAAUGUUUUUAAAAUUACCUGAUGUAACUUUUUGUAAAAUACAGAACACUUGUAAAUCUGUAAGUAGCUUUUGGAAAAAAAUAAAUUUAACUGA
Molecule: messenger RNA, 3418 nt
Organism: Gymnogyps californianus (California condor)
Lineage: Eukaryota; Metazoa; Chordata; Aves; Accipitriformes; Cathartidae
Gene: RUFY2
Product: RUN and FYVE domain containing 2
Exons: 18
Coding region: 104-1876 (590 amino acids)
Cellular component (GO): cytoplasm
Molecular function (GO): metal ion binding
Source: RefSeq, a predicted model, not a curated record